Phodopus roborovskii (desert hamster) is the source of this 1403-nucleotide messenger RNA. It is a transcript of the gene Slc35g6, whose product is annotated as solute carrier family 35 member G6. The record is from RefSeq and is a predicted model, not a curated record. Bases 181 to 1269 code for a protein of 362 amino acids. NCBI's taxonomy places the organism in Eukaryota, Metazoa, Chordata, Mammalia, Rodentia, Cricetidae. The transcript is spliced from 2 exons.
UAGGAAGAGCCCCUCUCUUUUCCCUCUCACCCUCAAAACUCAUUCCAAACAAAAACAAAAACAAAAAACCCCCAAAUCAACAACAACAACAAAGCAGAGUUGGAAUUUAUGAGAAAAUAGUCCCUCCCCCCUCAGGAAGGUUCCAGGGAAGAACCUAACCCUCACUCCAACCAAGUCACAAUGGCUGGAGCUCUGAAGGGGAUCAGGCAACAGGACCCAGGAGGAGAGGAGGAAGUCCAAGAAGAGAUGGAUGCCAGUCAUCCCUAUUUCAACUUACCUGACUUCACCCAGCCAUCGCCACCCUCCACUCCAGCCAGCCUCCCCUCGAACCAUCACCAUCGCUGUGGGCCCUCCGAUGCCACCAAGGGCCUGUUUGUGGCCCUGCUAGGUGGAGGCCUGUCUGCUGGCUUUGUGGGCCCAUUCUCCCGUAUGGCUUACCAGACCUCCCACCUGCCCUCCUUGGAGCUGCUCAUCUUUCGAUGCCUCUUCCACCUCCCCAUUGCCUUGUUACUUAAAUUUCGUGGUGAUCCGCUGCUGGGACCUCCUGAUGUUCGGGUUCGGGCCUUCCUUCAUGCCAUACUCAAUGUCCUCAGCAUUGGAUGUGCCUACAGUGCGGUUCAGGUGGUGCCUGCAGGCAAUGCAGUCACUGUUCGCAAAGGUUCUUCUACCGUGUGCUCCGCCCUCCUUGCACUCUGCCUCGAGAGCCAGGGUCUCAGUGGCUAUGCCUGGUGUGGCCUGUUUGGCAGCACCCUUGGACUAAUCAUCAUUGUGGGACCUGGACUAGGGACAUUGCAAGAGGGGACUACAGGUCUCUACACAGCCUUGGGCUAUGUACUGGCUUUCCUGGGAGGUCUGGCACUGUCACUGGGGCUACAGGUUUACCGCUCUCUACACUUCCCCUCCUGCUUACCAACAGUGGCUUUCCUAUUUGGCCUGGUGGGACUAACGGUCUCUGUCCCAGGCCUCUUUAUGCUGCAGACACCUGUGGUACCCCGAGACCCUCUGAGUUGGAGCUGUGUGGUGGCAGUAGGACUCCUUGCAUUGGUUUCCUUUGUGUGUGUGAGCUACGCAGUCACCAAGGCCCACCCUGCCCUGGUAUGUGCUGUCCUGCACUCUGAGGUGGUGGUAGCACUGAUGUUGCAGUAUUAUGUGCUCUAUGAGACCGUGGCACCUUCUGACAUCAUGGGAGCAGGGGUUGUGCUGGGCAGCAUUGCCAUCAUCACGGCCCAGAACCUCAGCUGUGAGAAGGAAGGGCAAGUGGAAGAGUGAAAUCAAACUUGAGAGCCUGGGGGAGGGUGGGACAGGGGUAAAUAGGAGAGACUGGAAUAAAAACCAUGGAAGAACAAAGGCCUCAGAAGUAACUGGUAUAGAGGGCUGGCGAGAUGGCUCAGCAGGUGAAGGCU